AUGGUAUCACUUUCGAAUGCUUACUCAAAUACUGAUUAUUUUGGAACAAAACGUCAAAUUCUUGCAAUUGUUGCAACGGAUUUUCCAAGAUCGACACUCAAAGCGUAUUUUCCCGGUGUUACAGAUGAUUUGAUCAAAGAAGCUCGAAAUCAUGCUUAUAACAGUGGUAAAGGAGCACCAGUUCAAAAUAAAACAAAAACAAUCGAACGUUAUGAUGAAUCGAAACUUCUCCAUUUUCUUGAAUUUGUUCUCUCACCAGCAAUUACAGUAGAUGUACCAUUCGGUAUUAAACAUUUGAAGCUGACAACCGGUGAAAAAUUCGAUGUUCCCAAUACGAUUAGAAAUACUACUCAUUCACGUAUUAUUCGACAAUAUUAUUCUUUUUGUGAUGAAACAACUGACGGAAGUUUCAUACCAUUAGGUGAUACAACUUUAUUCGAUAUACUCAAACGCUGUUCUGCAUCAAUCAGAAAGAGUCUUGCAGGUCUUGAUUCUUAUUCUACGAAUGGAUCUAAUGCAUUUGACAUUCUGACAACAGUCUGUGAAGAAUUAGCUGCAUUUCACACUACCCUCAACCAUAUUAAGACAUUGAUUGACAAUAAUACUCAUCUAUCUGAUAAUCAACGUAUUCGCUAUCAGACAAUAUACAAACGUCAAUAUGAACUGAUACAAGAAUGGAAGAAACAUCAACUGCGAACAGUGCAUCAAGAAGCUGCAAAAGAAUAUGUACUUGAACAACUGGAUGCAACAAGUGUAUAUUUGCAAAUCGAUUGGGCAAUGAAAUGGCUGCAAUUGAAGUACAGAGAAUCACAAAGCGAAUGGUUUGGUAAAAAAGGACUACCGUGGCAUUUAACACAUAUUAUUCGUGUCAAAGAACCAUCUACCACGACGCCUUCUGCUAAAUCAUUUGAACAUCGAACAAUGUGCCACGUGUUCAAUUAUUGUGGUCAAACAGGAAAAACCGUUGUCAGCAUUUUAGUUGACGUUCUCAAGCGUCUUCGAGAAGAAAAUCCAAAGCUUGAGAAAGUUUAUCUAAGGUGUGACAACGCGGGCUGUUACCAUGGCUCUGAAUUAUUAUUAUCAAUCAAAAAAAUAUAUAAUGAAACAGGUGUUUUAAUAUGUCGUAUUGAUUUUUCAGAGUCACAAUCAGAUGAUGUCGAUGGCGACGAAGAAGAGAAUGUUAACAACAGCACAUCAUUAGAGGAAAGUGAGAUGGAAGUUGAUCAGCUCUCUUUGCAACCUCGCUUGUUACCUUCUGGUUUUUAUCUUUUUGACUGUCCUCAUCCAAAAUGUAUAAAACAAUUUCGUCGAUAUUUUAAUCUCGAAAAACAUCUGACAAUUGGGAAACAUGUUUUCAUGCAAACAACAGUUCCAUUACUUGAUCGAGCCAAAUUACUUUACAAGGAACUAAUUGACAACGACAGUAAUCGUAUAUCAAUUUCCUUGAAUCAAUUCAAUAAUCUCAUAUCAACAACUACAUCAUCAAUUGGAACCAUACGAUCACAAGGAUGGGCCUUACCACAGAAAAAACCACCUACACACUAUAGUAGUGAUGUAGUCAACUUUUUAGAGAGUGCAUUUAAUGAAGGUGUGGUGACCGAUAAUAAAUGGGAUCCUGCUGCAUUAUCUCAGGAAAUGGUUUUUGCUCAAUUAAAUGGACAACCACGUUUCAAUGAAAAUGAUUUCUUAUCUCCUGAACAAAUCAAAACAUAUUUUUCCAAACUGAAAGCAAAGCGAAGUAAAGAAGGUAGUCAAUCUCAAUCACAAUCAUUGACACCACUUCCAAGCAGCUCCAACAAUAGUGUAGUUGAUAAAAAUACAAUGGACAACAAAGACGAAAUGAUGAUCGAUGAUCAAGAUUUAGAUGAAAAAGAAAUUUUAGAUGAACAAAUCGAUGAUUUUGAUUCAGCAAUGGAAACCACACAACUCAGUUAUCUACGUUCUAUGGCUGAGAACAUUCUUUAA
Messenger RNA from Rotaria sp. Silwood2, 1965 nucleotides. Lineage: Eukaryota; Metazoa; Rotifera; Eurotatoria; Philodinida; Philodinidae. The record is from the annotation of a GenBank genome assembly.